This is a messenger RNA of Rhizophagus irregularis DAOM 181602=DAOM 197198, 1757 nucleotides long. RefSeq lists its product as uncharacterized. The record is from RefSeq and is a predicted model, not a curated record. Gene Ontology annotation, molecular function: L-serine-phosphatidylethanolamine phosphatidyltransferase activity. Lineage: Eukaryota; Fungi; Glomeromycota; Glomeromycetes; Glomerales; Glomeraceae. Gene Ontology annotation, biological process: phosphatidylserine biosynthetic process.
GCUGUCAAUUUUGUUUCACGGACAGUUCUAUGAAAAUGACAGCGAGUUCUUCUUCACAAGCCUCUCCCACCGAUCCUCCAAACAAAGCAAUUAUAGAUCCUUUCGAUGCCAGAUCAUUACAGGUUCAACCUGUUUCAUAUAUAGACAAUGAUCCACCCACAGAAUUCUUUUAUCGUCCAAGAACUUUAACAGUAUUAUCGGCAAUGAUAUUUGGACUUGUAUAUGUUGCAAUAUAUCAUGAAGAGGACGAUAAACAAUUGAAUACGUCAACGAAUAUCAAAUUCGGUAGCAUGGCCGGAGUAGGGUUUUUUCUUUUAUUUGCUAUGUUACAAUUCAGAGAUGGACCUUUCAUUAGGCCACACCCAGCUUUUUGGCGAAUUGUUUUGGGUCUUGGAGUGCUAUACCAGAUGUUUCUUGUAUUUCUUUUAUUUCAGGAUAAAUUUGAUGCGCGCUUAUUUCUCAGGGCAAUUGAUCCAACAUUAGGAAGACCUCUUCCAGAACGGUCUUAUGCCGAAAAUUGUGACUUGACUUAUGAGAAUGUUAAAAAUCAAAUUGAUAUAUUUGUGAUAUAUCAUGCUACCGGAUGGUACGCAAAAGCUGUUGUCUUACGUGAUUAUUGGUUUUGCUGGAUUUUAUCCGUCAUGUUUGAGGUGAUGGAAUAUUCACUGCAACAUCAAUUGAAUAAUUUUGCUGAAUGUUGGUGGGAUCACUGGAUCCUUGAUGUAUUAAUAUGUAAUUGGGUGGGUCUUUAUUUUGGAAUGAAGACAUGCGAGUAUUUUGAGAUGAAAGGUUAUUCUUGGAGAGGUAUUAAGCAGAUACCGUCAUCAAAAGGAAAAGUAAAGAGGAUAGUGCAACAAUUUACACCACAUCAUUGGACAAAAUUUGAAUGGGGAACAACUAAAAGUUUUAAAAAUUAUGUGGCAGUCCUUGGACUUUUGUUUUUGUUUCUGCAAGCUGAAUUGAAUUCGUUUUAUCUGAAAUAUCUUUUAUGGGUUCCGCCGGAACAUCCCAUUAAUACAUAUCGAGCUUUGUUACUUUUCAUGUGUUCAAUUCCUGGUACACGUGAGGCAUAUCAAUAUUUAACAGACAAAAAUUGUAAAAGAUUUGGACCUCAAGCAUGGUUAACUAUAGCAAAUAUAAUGACAGAAUCAGUAAUUUGUUAUAAAUUUGGCAGAGGUGAAUUUCCAAAUCCUGCUCCAAACGAAGUAGUUAUAUUUUGGUCGGUUUUAAUAACUUCAUUAGUAGGAUAUGCUAUAUGGCAAUUUGGAAUCCCUGCUUUAAAGAAAAGACGACGAUCAAAAAAUUCUGCCAAAAAAGAAGAAUAAAAAAAAAAAUACUAUUUGUUUUUUUUAACUUGAUAAUUAUAUUUCAUCCCCGAUUUUAACGAACAUUUGUUGAUCAUUUAUUCACUCUUUAUCGUAUCGUUAUAUUAAGAUUGUUAUAUUAAGAUUAAUAAAAAUUGUAUGAAUUUAAUUUUAUUAAAAAUACAAGUAUUAGCAUAUGGAUACCGCGGAUACCGCGAAAUGUUUGGAUGUUUGGCAAUCUGGCAAUCUGUAAUCGGUGAGAUAAUGUAAUAGGAAAGCCGUAAGGCGGAGCGGUGAUUUCGUGAAAUGACUGGCUUAUAUCUCGGAUCGUGAUAAAAUAAUCCAUUAGUUUAACGCCGAUCUAUCCUUAAAAGAAUUUCAUGAUUUACAUGAUGUAUUUCAUAUGCGAAUAUUAGAUCGGGUACAUUAGCCAAAUUUAGAUAAAAACCACGA